AUGCAGGGAGUGGAGAAUUACGUCGGAUUGUUCGUCGGGCUCUCGGAUCCUCGGGCCGUUUUCUCCGACGCCCUGGACAAAAAAGCCUUCAAAGCUGUCAACCCUUGGCAAAACACCAUGCCACAAGAUUUGCUUUCCGAUUUUGUCACGGACAUGUUGAACAAAGAGAAAAAUGACCCGGACAGCAUCAGUAUCAAUGAAGAUGGAACGGUGACGGUCAGUUACAACCUGAUGAUCGUUAUUGCGAAGCCGAAACCCACAGACCAUUAACUUCAUCGAAGUUCCGCAACUUCAUGUUUUGCAAAAUCUCGACGACGUAACUGUAAUGAUCAUCACAGCCAUGGCGAAAAAAUGAGUUUUCAUUAAGAAUAAUGGAACACUAAUUUUCCGAUAUAAUAAAUUCGCGACCGCC
This is a messenger RNA of Notodromas monacha, 412 nucleotides long. Lineage: Eukaryota; Metazoa; Arthropoda; Ostracoda; Podocopida; Cyprididae. The record is from the annotation of a GenBank genome assembly.